UUCCCUUGAUAACUUCCUUUCCCAUAAUACAGUUCGAGCCACGUCCGCAGCCGCCAUAGUGGAACGUGUGAGAGCUAGCAGACGCAUCCAACAUGAAUAUCUUCAGACUUUGCGGUGACAUGUCCCAUCUUUUAGCAAUAAUAUUGUUAUUGCUAAAGAUGUGGAAGACAAGAUCAUGUGCAGGUAUCUCUGGCAAGAGUCAGAUUCUUUUCGCCCUGGUCUUCACCUCGCGAUACCUGGAUCUGUUCACAUCAUUCAUCUCUAUCUACAACACAGCCAUGAAAAUCUUCUUCCUUUCAUCAUCAUUCUUCACAGUCUACCUUAUGUUCAUGAAGUUCAGGGCCACUUAUGACAGUAACCACGAUACAUUCAGAAUGGAAUUUUUGGUGGUACCAGUCGGUGGCUUGGCCUUCCUUGUCAAUCAUGAGUUCUCUCCCCUUGAGAUUCUGUGGACCUUCUCCAUCUACCUGGAGUCGGUGGCCAUCCUGCCACAGUUGUUCAUGGUCAGCAAGACCGGUGAGGCCGAGACCAUCACCAGCCAUUACCUGUUUGCCUUGGGAUCCUACAGAGCUCUGUACAUCUUCAACUGGCUGUACCGUUACUACUUUGAGGGAUUCUUUGACUUGAUAGCUGUGGUCGCUGGAUGUGUACAGACAAUAUUGUAUUGUGAUUUCUUCUACUUGUACAUCACGAAAGGUCAGUUCAAAGCAUUAAAGGAUAUGAGUUUUGAAGGGGAAGAAACUAAGCCUACCAGCUUGAGGAUAGAUAUUGUCUAGAAACUUUCCUCAUGUGAAUACUGAGGGCUGGAAAAGGGUCAAAGUUUGUGGACUGAAAAAGUAAGGCAUGCUUCAAGAAGCCUCCAGGAAGUUCAGAACAGAAAUUGGAUAUCAACCUGCUUCCAGUUAUUGACCAUAGCUGCAAAGUAUAUCCUAUAUAAGAUAUUUUCAUGAACAAGGACUAUAAAUAAUGAUUGUUAGCAUUCUUGUGUAAGGUAGUUGGAACAAUUAUUCUAUCAGAGAAGUGAAAUGAUAUCUGUAAAUGGCUUUAACAUUUGCUGCUCAGUUUUUGUUUUUGUGUAUUUACAAGUAACCAGUGAUUUUGGUCUUGACAUGACUAGGACACUCCAGCGAUUGUGUACAUGAUCAUGUACCUACUAACACUAAUCAUGAAAGGUCUCUAAUCACAAGACAAGUGACAGAUCUGUACACUUCCCUGGUCGUUGUAUCAACAAAGGAGCAUGCUUUACUUGAUUGGUCAGUUGCUAUGAAGUUGAUCAUGCUGCGGUAUUUUAAUAUAGCCAUCAGAAUGUAUGUUGUGUAUGUUUGCCUGCAAGGUAAUGAAAAGUAUUUUAUAAAAGGACUUUGGGCUUUUUUUCUAACUGGCCAGUUGGGCGUUGGACUUUCUGUUCUGAAAUUCUUAUUGGUAUGUUGAUGUGAUGGGCACAUGUCUGAUUUGUUUUGUCCGAAUUGUUCUGAACUACAAAAGCCUACUUACAGAAACCUAGGCCUGGUUCACCACUAGAUUAAAUAUCUUGCUGCUUCCAAGUUAGAUAUGUGCCCCUCAGGUAUGUGAUGUGAACAGAUACUAUCAAUUCUAUUGUUCUAUAUUAUCAUUAUCAAUAGUUUUAGUUUUGUUACAAUUAUUUUAUAGGAUAUGCUUUUGUUGGUUCCAUUGUUUGCUAGUAUACACACUAGAGGUACAAGAUAAGACCUUGUAUCAGACUCCCAUGUUCAAAUUUUGACAGAUGAAGAAAUACAAAAUUGCAUGUAUUUGACUACCAGUGAUUCAAGUUGAGGAUGUUCCGUGAACAAGCAAAUAAUUCUGGACUUAAGGGAGCAGCAUACUGUAGUCUAGAAUGGUCUGUGUGAAUGUAAAGUUGUUCAACACUUGUUUUGUGAGUCAUGUUAACAUCAAAACUUCAACCAGCAGUAGGAUUGUAUGAAGCAUAUCUGACUUCCAUGAGGGAUAUAAGAUAGUACUAUUUUCUUAAUAGGUGCAUUUUGUACAUAUGUCAUGUCUACUGAUGCCAUAUUGUCUGUGUUUGGUGUCUCUAAGGGGACCAGGGAUGAUGAUGGUGGAAAAUAUUAUGUUGGUGAUCAAGUCACUGUUUCUUGUUAUCUAAUCUCACUCUUACAAGCAUGCAGGACUUGUUGCAUAAGGUUCUGUUAGGUUUGCUUGCUGCGUUUUUGUAAGGGCGUAAAUGCGACAAUGUCCCUUCUGGGAUUCCAUACGAGAGACUAAGGAAUCAUGCAAAAAUAAGUAUGUAAAUUCAGCAAUAUGUUAAGAUAAUGUCAACCUGUAUUAACGGGCCUUGAUUUUUCGAUCACUGAUAUGAUUAACGUACUGCCAGUCAUUAUGUAAUGCUAGUGAAUUCUUUUGAAUUUGUUUUCCAUGGUUUGUAAGAGUGGGAAUCCAUGUUGGGGCAUCAAGUAGAUGACUGGUACCCCAAUGAUGAUAGAAACAGCGCUACCACUAGUCUGUACUGUACAAGCAUCCGUCUUAACUGUCGAGGCAGGGGUCCUGCAGCAUGUACAGUAUUCAGCCUAGCCAGAAUCCAUCAAGAUGUUUCACAAUUAUUAUUAUCUUCUGUUAGUUUUUUAAACCUUGUUAGGUCAAGAGGUGUGGUGUUUCUUUUUCUGCAUCCAUGAAACUAAUAAUUUUCACUGCUUUGUUUACUGCUGAUGUACUCAACAAGACUUGGGUUAUUCAGGUACUCUCCAUAUCAGAAGUUCUAGUUAUCUGCACUCUAACCACUGGAUACCAUGGACCCCUGUCGUCGUCUCCUGUUAUUGCCAUUUCAUUCAUUUGUACAGACUAUUUAUUCAUUAUUUCAUAAUGGUGCCUGGAUUUGAUUCUUCGUAACAGCUGUAUUCUACCAUAUUAAACCAUGUGUAGACUGUUGCAUGCAAAUAGAGUAGUUAUUCUUGGUUUUGUUGUUAAAAUGAUAUGAUAUGCGACAUCUUGUCAAAAACCUUUCACCAACUUGCUGUAAGCAACAAAUGAAUUGUAUAAAUAAAGACAAACACUUAA
Molecule: messenger RNA, 3030 nt
Organism: Haliotis rubra (blacklip abalone)
Lineage: Eukaryota; Metazoa; Mollusca; Gastropoda; Lepetellida; Haliotidae
Product: ER lumen protein-retaining receptor 2
Exons: 5
Coding region: 93-776 (227 amino acids)
Biological process (GO): endoplasmic reticulum to Golgi vesicle-mediated transport; protein retention in ER lumen
Cellular component (GO): membrane; endoplasmic reticulum; cis-Golgi network
Molecular function (GO): ER lumen protein retrieval receptor activity
Source: RefSeq, a predicted model, not a curated record